Messenger RNA from Equus quagga, 663 nucleotides. RefSeq lists its product as uncharacterized. Lineage: Eukaryota; Metazoa; Chordata; Mammalia; Perissodactyla; Equidae. The transcript has 2 exons. The coding region runs from base 1 to 663 and encodes 220 amino acids. The record is from RefSeq and is a predicted model, not a curated record.
AUGCGGAACCCGAAGGAUGCGCGGAACCGAUUGCAGCAGCGGCUUAUUUACACGGAUACGCACACUCCUUUCACUUCGGCUGGAGGCCACGUAGGCGUGGGGAAGGGUUCUGCCAACGUACCCGGAACGUGUCCACGGCUUCCUCAGCUUCAGGGGGUUGUGCCGCGGCGGGGUCUGGGCGCCAAAGCGACAGAAGUCUGCCCAGGCUCGGGGGAGUGUUCUCUGUUUUCGCGGCAGCGAUGGCUCCCGUGUCUGGCUCGCGCAGCCCGGAGUGGGAGGCCUCGGGGUCCGGGGGGCAGCGACGCGUUGGCCCAAGAGCUCCGAGAGCAGCAAAUCCGCCCGCUCCCCGCGGGGCCGCCACUCCCGCUCGCGCUCUUGCUCUCGGUCCGGGGACCGGAACGGCGUCAGCCACCAGCUGGGUGGCCUCAGCCAAGGCUCCCGAACAAGCCCUACCGCUGCUGCUUGUGGCGUCGUUCGCGGGAGCGGCCCUCUAGGCCGCGGGGCACGCCUUCCCUUCUGCCUCCCGUUCCGCCUGUUGCGGCCCCUACGGGAGCGAGGAGCCACGCGCGGCUUAGCCUCCGGGACCAGGAGAGGGAGGAGAGGAAAGGCCACAUGAGGACACAGCAAAAGGCUGCAGGCUACAAGCCAGGAAGAGAGGUCUGA